This is a messenger RNA of Haliotis rubra (blacklip abalone), 1035 nucleotides long. Its product is annotated as phytanoyl-CoA dioxygenase, peroxisomal-like. The transcript has 10 exons. Bases 50 to 901 code for a protein of 283 amino acids. The record is from RefSeq and is a predicted model, not a curated record. NCBI's taxonomy places the organism in Eukaryota, Metazoa, Mollusca, Gastropoda, Lepetellida, Haliotidae.
ACAAACACCCUUGAUUACACAGGACCAGCGAUAAGCGUUCACUUUUACAAUGGCUGGCCCUAAAGACACACAUUCCGUGAUCUGGCCCAGUGGACCUUCACCCAUGGAAUGGAUCAAGACAAAGCCUACAGCUAUGUGGAGAGACAGCUUCAGGGAGGACGGAUAUCUGGUUGUGAAAGAUCUUCUGACGAAGGAGGAGCUUCAAAUUUACCAAGAUAUCUGCACUAAGAUGCUCCAAGGCGACAUCGACACGGCUACUCACAGGCAUGAUCUUGGAAACGUUGCUGAACAAAAGCAACCUCACAUAGAGAACAUUUGUCAGAUACUUUGGCCAAGUAUGUAUGUGAGGCACUUGGAUGAGGGACCUGUACACAGACGAGUGUUGGCUAUUGCCCACUGCCUGCUUGGGGAGGACAUUGUGUUCGACCACGAUAUGAUUCUAGCGAAGGCGCCGUUCACCGACACGACGACCCCUUGGCAUCAAGAUGAAUCCUAUUGGCCUGUUGUGGCGGACAAAAGAGCUCUCAUGUGUUGGACAGCUUUAGACAAUGCCGUGAAAGACAACGGAUGCAUGUGGUUUGGGAGAGGAUCUCAUAAGGGAAUGUUGCGUGUACACACGCCUGUCAAGGAGGGUUGCCAUCUUCUUUCUUGCGAAACAUACGAGAGUGACGACAUGGUAUGCGUGGAAAUUCCGGCUGGGUCAUGUACAUUUCAUCAUGCUCGUACGCUGCACUAUACACGUGGCAAUGCAACCAAUCAAAUGAGACGAGCUAUUGUGACAUCAUACAGGCCAGCCGCCAUGUUGAAGGAGUUUCAAAAUGUGGGUCACGACCACGGAAAAAGAGGUCUGAAGAGUGUACUGUUGACUGGCCAAACCCAUGGAUGGCAGGAUAAAAUCUGAGACAUCAUUUUUCAACGUGGGCCGAAUAUUUGACAUGCAUUUAAUUAAGAUAUUGAUGUAUACCUCCAAAUGCAAUUCCAAAGGUCGAAUGCUAUAUUGGUCACAUUUCCAAAAUAAACAGAAGUCAGAAUCGU